Molecule: messenger RNA, 1585 nt
Organism: Melitaea cinxia (Glanville fritillary)
Lineage: Eukaryota; Metazoa; Arthropoda; Insecta; Lepidoptera; Nymphalidae
Exons: 3
Coding region: 1-819 (272 amino acids)
Source: RefSeq, a predicted model, not a curated record
AUGUUAGCAACAAGGAAACAACGACCAGAAGAAAGUAUUGACACGUAUUUACAAGCUUUGAAACUACUUUCUAAAGAUUGUGACUUUGCGGCUGUUGAUGCAGAAACAAAUAAAAACGAUAACAUACGUGAUGCUUUCAUAGCCGGUAUAUCAUCGCAUAAAAUCAGACAAAGGCUUUUAGAAAACUUAACUCUAACACUUGAUCAAGCUUACAACCAAGCGCUCUCUCUAGAAACUGCAGAGAUCAACUCUCAAAGCUUCAAUACUGUGUCUUUAAAUGCUGUUGCCGCAAAAGAACCAACAUUAAUCUCUCCGAAAACACAAACUGUUCACAACGAGACCUGCUCUUCUGUUAAUAAUCCUCGACGACGAAAAUGUUUCUUUUGUGGGGGACAAAUACAUCCUCGUAAAAAUUGCCCUGCAUUCGAAAAGACUUGUCAAACUUGGCAAACCCUAAAAAUCGGAAAUCAUAAAUAUGAUAAUGUGAAUCUUCUUAUUGUGAAAAAUCUUUGUGCUGAUAUAAUUAUCGGCCAUGACAUCCUCGAAGAACAUUCAUCACUAGAGUUCUCUUUCGGUGGGCCAAAACAUCCACUUCAAGUAUAUAACGUAACUGAAGCAUCAGAACAUCCAUUUCAAGUAUGUAACGUAGCUGAAGCAUCAGUACCAGCUGUAUCGCUUUUUGCGAAUGUACCUCCCAACUGCAAACCUAUUGCUAUCAAGUCUCGAAGGCACAGCAAAGAGUACAGGAAUUUUUACAUGUUCGAGGUAUUGCCACUAGUAGAACUACAGCUUAUAACCCUCAAGGUAACGGUCAAGUAGAAAAAUUGAAUUCUACUCUUUGGAGAACAAUUCUUUUGGCGCUGAAGACGAAGAAUCUUUCGGUAGAAGAUUGGGAGCAAGUAUUACCACAAGCCUUACAUUCAAUUCGAUCAUUACUUUGUACAGCCAUAAAUUGCACUCCACAUGAAAGAAUGUUUAGACACCCACGAAGAUCUACUAACGGCACUUCUGUUCCAUCGUGGCUUACAAAUUCUGGACAAGUCUUGGUGAAGAAAUUUAAUCGUACAAAUAAAUAUCAGCCAUUAGUAGAAGAGGUUGAAUUGAUACACAGCAAUCCUGACUUUUCAUACAUUCGGUUCCCAGAUGGCCGAGAAACAACGGUGUCAAAUCGUCAUCUAGCACCAUUGGGUUCAGAAGGGGUAGAUCUGCGAAUAGAUAAUGAACACACUACUGAUUACCAUAACGUCGCAGAACCACUUCCGAAUACACAAGAUCAAAACUUGGAGAUUCCUUCAUCUAAUGAGACGGAAUCUGUGGUACUUGAUAAUAACAGAGAGCUAGAGACUGAAUCAUCAUCAUCAUUACCGCCGGAGCCAACACUUCGUAGAUCUGGCCGCGUCCGUAAAACACCAGAAUUUUUAAAAGAUUAUGUUUUAAAUAGUGCGGGAGAAUGAUGUAAACUUCUUACUUAAAACUAUCAGCUAUAAGUUAAUGUCAUUGUCAAUCUGUUUUGUCAAUGUAUCUAAUGUAACUGAAACAAAUUUUACUGUUAAUGUUAGCUUAUUAAAACCUUAUAUUCAUUAAA